Molecule: messenger RNA, 510 nt
Organism: Aspergillus fumigatus Af293
Lineage: Eukaryota; Fungi; Ascomycota; Eurotiomycetes; Eurotiales; Aspergillaceae
Product: putative SNARE complex subunit (Bet1)
Exons: 4
Coding region: 1-510 (169 amino acids)
Biological process (GO): endoplasmic reticulum to Golgi vesicle-mediated transport
Source: RefSeq, a predicted model, not a curated record
AUGUCUUCACGGUUUCCACGUUCUUCGCUUCAUCAGCGCGACCCUCGCGCCUCUUCUCUCUUCGAUUCCUACGGCGGUGGUUCUCGACCGGCCAGCCGCUCACCGGCCAGCGUGGGCGGAUAUAGUUAUGGGGGCUACUCUGCCUCGAAUGCCGAUGGGUACAUGAACGGGGGCUCCACAGGUGGUUUCCGAAAGGCAACCCCUAAUGCGAAGGGCCAAUAUUCCGACGCAGUCCUCGACCAUCUUGAAUCGCAGAAUGACGCACAGGUUGAAGGUAUCAGUGCGAAAGUCAAGAUGUUGAAGGAUCUCACGCUCGCCAUUGGCGAUGAAAUUCGAGAUACAUCUACCAUCUCAGAGCUCAACGAUGCAUUCGACAACACUCGCGUGCGACUUCGUGGUAACAUGACUCGCAUGCUCCGCAUGGCCGAGCGUACGGGCGUUGGCUGGCGUGCAUGGCUGGGUUUCUUCCUGGCUGUUUUCCUGAUCUUCGCAUACGUGUGGCUGACUUAG